AUGGAGGGCUCUGCGUCCGCCUCCACCCUGGCCUCAGCCGACACGCCAACUGCUGUGGAGCAUCUGGACAGAGAGCAGAUUAGAAAGGCAGUGGAAGUUCUGCUUGCACACUCCAAGUCAAGAAAAAACAAUAAUGAGUUACUUUCAAAUGGGAAUGAGAAUUUAUUUUUAAUGGUGGUAUUAUGGAAAAUUCCAAAGAAAGAACUGCAGGCCCGAAUGUCUUUGCCUCAUAGUAUUCUAUCAGAUUCAUCAGAAGUCUGUUUGUUUACCAAAGAUGACUGUGAGUCACCUGAACAGACAGAAUGUUUCUAUAAAACGCUUUUGAAAAAUCAUGGCAUCAACAGCAUCUCUCGGAUUAUCCCUUUUAAAACUUUAAAAACAGAAUAUAAAGCCAAUGAAGCCAAGCUCCGCCUCCUGGGUAGCUUUGACAUCUUCAUUGCUGAUGAAAGAAUUAGACGGCUUCCUACACACAUAGGAAGACACUUCUAUCAGAGGAAGAAAGUUCCAGUAUCUGUAACUCUGGCCAAGAAUCUGUCCAAAGAGAUUAACAACAGUAUCACAGGGACCGUCUUAAACAUCUCCAAACAAGGUUCUUGCAGUGCUGUGCGUGUUGGUCACACUGGAAUGAAGCCUCAGCACAUCAUUGAAAACAUCCUGGCUGUCUCAGAAAUGCUUUCAGAAAAACUGCCAGAGAAAUGGCAGCGUGUGAAACUCUUGUUCCUAAAAACUGAGAAGUCGGUUUCCCUUCCCAUCUUUUCCUCAUUUGCCACAUGCCCGGAUGAAAACAACAUCAUGUCCUUCAAUAGCCUGAGGAAAAAGGUAAUAAAGAAAAAAAUGAUUUAUGAAAAAGAAAAGUCGAAGAAGAAAAACAAAAUGUUAAAGAAAAGCUCCAAAAAGACUGCGUCUCAAGGUAAAACUAGCAGUGCUCGAGUGAAGGCCCCAGGAUCCCAGGAGAAAAAGACCAGAAAAGUAAAAGCACAACCUGAAGGGACGGACGAGAGUGAAGAAGCAGUCCCACAGCUGGUCCCAACAGGAGAAACACCGAAUAAAGAAAACCUGGAGAUGCAAGAAAAUAUCACAGGGGAAAAGUCUCCAAAAAAGAAACCUGAUACAAAUCCACAUCAGGGAAAGAAAAGGAAGGCCCUACCAGCUACAGAGACCCUAGAAGCUUCAGGGCCUGAGAUGGCAGGAAAGAAGCCAAGAAGUAUGUCAGAAACCAGGAAGCCAGAGGCCAAGUUCUUUAAACCCAGGAAAUCUUCCAACGAGCCCAAAGACAGAAAAGCCCAAGUAGCCCACUCAAACUAA
This is a messenger RNA of Arvicola amphibius (Eurasian water vole), 1305 nucleotides long. RefSeq names its product ribosomal L1 domain-containing protein 1-like. The record is from RefSeq and is a predicted model, not a curated record. Gene Ontology annotation, cellular component: 90S preribosome. NCBI's taxonomy places the organism in Eukaryota, Metazoa, Chordata, Mammalia, Rodentia, Cricetidae.